CCACGGAAGGUAGUCCUCCUCAAAAGGGCAACCUGCUUGUCCCGCCUACCCUGUGCUUCUCUCGGAAGGUGCGGGUGCCCGUUGAGAGGCGGGGCGCCGCCGGCCGCCGCCCGGAUUGGGCGAGGGGCGGGGCUGCGGAGGGAUUGCGGCGGCGGCAGCCGUGAUAACCUUGAGGCCCAGUCGGCGCAGCCCGCACAGCAGCGACGCGUUCGGACUCUGCAGACGUCCGCUUUUGGUAUCACAGCAGGAUCAAAGGUUGUUUGGCCUCUGGUCCUGUGUCACGAGUGGAAACAUUUACUCCAGGCUGCUAAAUUGCUGGUCUCCUUGACCUCAGGAACCAUGCCGAAGCCACACAGUGAAGCAGGGACUGCCUUCAUUCAGACCCAGCAGCUCCAUGCAGCCAUGGCUGACACCUUCCUGGAACACAUGUGCCGCCUGGACAUUGACUCUGCGCCCAUCACGGCCCGCAACACUGGCAUCAUUUGUACCAUUGGCCCUGCUUCCCGAUCUGUGGAGAUGCUGAAGGAGAUGAUUAAGUCUGGAAUGAAUGUGGCUCGGCUGAAUUUCUCUCACGGAACCCAUGAGUACCAUGCAGAGACCAUCAAGAAUGUCCGCGCAGCCACGGAGAGCUUUGCAUCUGAUCCCAUUCUCUACCGUCCUGUUGCGGUGGCUCUGGAUACAAAGGGACCUGAGAUCCGGACUGGACUCAUCAAGGGCAGCGGGACUGCAGAAGUGGAGCUAAAGAAGGGAGCCACCCUGAAGAUCACCCUGGACAACGCCUACAUGGAGAAGUGUGACGAGAACAUCCUGUGGCUGGACUACAAGAACAUCUGCAAGGUGGUGGAGGUGGGCAGCAAGAUCUACGUGGACGAUGGGCUCAUCUCACUGCAGGUGAAGGAGAAAGGUGCUGACUUCCUGGUAACAGAGGUGGAGAAUGGCGGCUCCUUGGGCAGCAAGAAGGGUGUGAACCUGCCCGGCGCUGCUGUGGACCUCCCCGCCGUGUCGGAAAAGGACAUCCAGGACCUGAAGUUUGGGGUGGAGCAGGAUGUGGACAUGGUGUUUGCGUCUUUCAUCCGCAAGGCAGCCGAUGUGCAUGAGGUUAGGAAGGUCCUGGGAGAGAAGGGCAAGAACAUCAAGAUCAUCAGCAAAAUCGAGAACCAUGAAGGUGUCCGUAGGUUUGAUGAGAUCUUGGAGGCCAGUGAUGGGAUUAUGGUGGCUCGUGGUGACCUGGGCAUUGAGAUUCCUGCAGAGAAGGUCUUCCUGGCUCAGAAGAUGAUGAUUGGACGCUGCAACCGAGCCGGGAAGCCUGUCAUCUGUGCCACACAGAUGCUUGAGAGCAUGAUCAAGAAGCCACGCCCUACCCGUGCUGAAGGCAGUGACGUGGCCAAUGCAGUCCUAGAUGGAGCAGACUGCAUCAUGCUGUCCGGAGAGACAGCCAAGGGGGACUACCCUCUGGAGGCUGUCCGCAUGCAGCACCUGAUUGCCCGAGAGGCAGAGGCUGCCAUCUACCACUUGCAGUUAUUCGAGGAACUCCGCCGCCUGGCGCCCAUUACCAGCGACCCCACAGAAGCUGCCGCCGUGGGCGCCGUGGAGGCCUCCUUCAAGUGCUGCAGUGGGGCCAUUAUCGUGCUCACCAAGUCUGGCAGGAGUGCUCACCAAGUGGCCAGGUACCGCCCUCGGGCUCCUAUCAUCGCUGUGACGCGCAAUCCCCAGACGGCUCGCCAGGCCCAUCUGUACCGUGGCAUCUUCCCUGUGCUGUGUAAGGAUGCUGUUCUGGAUGCCUGGGCUGAGGAUGUUGACCUUCGUGUGAACUUGGCCAUGGAUGUUGGCAAGGCCCGAGGCUUCUUCAAGAAGGGAGAUGUGGUCAUUGUGCUCACUGGCUGGCGCCCUGGCUCUGGCUUCACCAACACCAUGCGUGUAGUGCCUGUACCUUGAUGGCCCUCUGGAGCCCCACGUCUAGCCCCUGUCCCUUCCCCUCCCCUCUCCUCUCCAUUAGGCCGGCAACGCUUGUAGUGCGCACUCUGGGCCAUAACGUGGCGCUGGUGGGCUGGGACACCAGGGAAAAUUUGACUCUGAAACAUUCAAUAGAGCCCAGCUAAUUUUCAUGGCCCAACUUGAGCCAGGGCUGAAGGAAGAAUGCAGGAUUGGAAACCCUCUGUCUUUACCCCUUUUCACAGAAGGGCAGCAUCAUCUCUGUGUACUUUGCUCCUGUAGAAAGUUGUCCAGAGAAUUCCCAGCCCUAGCCUGGAGUCAUGAGUCGGCAAGAGUAGGGGUCGCGGGCUUAGGGCCCAGGGGCCCAGUGUAAUGCCUUAGCCCUGGCCCUGUCUUGCUUUCCCAACAGCUUUGGCCUCCCCACUCCUUGUGCAUCCACUGCUGUCACUGCAGACACUCCACUCUCCACCUUGUAUUCUGCAGUCUCCAGGCCUGUUGCUAUAGUGCCCACCUGAAUGUCAAUAAACAGCAGCUGAAGCA
Messenger RNA from Apodemus sylvaticus (European woodmouse), 2472 nucleotides. RefSeq names its product pyruvate kinase M1/2 (gene Pkm). Bases 340 to 1935 code for a protein of 531 amino acids. Gene Ontology annotation, molecular function: magnesium ion binding; potassium ion binding; pyruvate kinase activity. The transcript is spliced from 12 exons. The record is from RefSeq and is a predicted model, not a curated record. Gene Ontology annotation, cellular component: cytoplasm. Lineage: Eukaryota; Metazoa; Chordata; Mammalia; Rodentia; Muridae. Gene Ontology annotation, biological process: glycolytic process; cellular response to insulin stimulus.